Molecule: messenger RNA, 2460 nt
Organism: Penicillium lagena
Lineage: Eukaryota; Fungi; Ascomycota; Eurotiomycetes; Eurotiales; Aspergillaceae
Product: aconitase family protein
Exons: 8
Coding region: 1-2460 (819 amino acids)
Molecular function (GO): hydro-lyase activity
Source: RefSeq, a predicted model, not a curated record
AUGGCAACAAACGACGCUGGUCUUCUGACCUUGUCUCAGAGGAUCUCUCAUGUCCUGCAGACAACCCGUGGAAUCCAUAUCGAGUCUCCAGUACAAAAGAAAGAAUGCGAUACUGACAACGAGGAACUUGCGUAUGGAAAUUUUGUGGCCGUUCUCGAUGCCUUCAUCAACCUUCUGAAAAACCAAGAUAAGCCGAACGAGGCAGAUGCAAUUCAGCGCACGAAAGACAUUGCACUGGAAUCUAAGUCUCAUGGAGGCCUUCAAAUUGAUCUGUGGAAAGCGCUUGAGCCCUCUGCUUGUGAUGCACUCGCUUUUUGGGUCGAGGCAUGGCUUCAGUCCCUAUCCUCAGCGGAGAAAAGCCGGCAGCUUCUGCGCCCUCUAUCGACACGACCAGUGCAGAGGCGUGGAAUGACGUUGACAGAAAAGAUUCUUGCACAUCACUCUGUUGACCCUAUUGCAUCCAAUGGUCUUACUGCUGGGGAUUUCGUGCGAGUGACUAUCGACUGGGUUGCUGCGUCUGAGAUAUCCUACUUCAUUUGGCGUAAUGACCGUUUCUGGAUUGCUGGGGACCAUGUUGUCGAUCCUCGAACAUACAACACUCCGUUAAAUCGCCGGCUUAUCAAAGCUACUGAUAAAGCUGCACAAGACUUCAAGCUGACUGAUUAUAAAGGUCCAAAUUAUACCAUUAUGCACACCGAAUUCGUGAGAGAAAGGGCGGAGCCUGGAUUACUUAUCCUUGGCUCAGAUUCUCAUACGUGUUCUUCUGGCGCAGUUGGAUGUCUCGCUGUUGGACUCGGUGCUGCAGACGUAGCGAUGAGUGUGAUUACCGGUGAAACGUGGUUUCAGGUCCCUGAGUGUAUUAGCAUCCAAUUUGUUGGACAGCCACAACUAGGAAUUGGAGGAAAGGAUAUCAUUCUUUAUAUCCUUGGUGAGCUCAAGCGUAACACAGUGGCCGCUGAGAAAGUAGUCGAGUUUUCAGGUCCUGGCUGUCGACACUUGUCUGUGGAUGCACGGUUUGCGAUUGCAAAUAUGUGCACGGAGUUUGGCGCCAUAACAGGUCUAUUUGUGCCUGACGACAUUGUUCAGACAUAUGUUUCGGGCCGAAAGCAAAAGUACAGGCGAUCUUCCUCGACUUACUUCCAACCAGAUACGGAUGCAGUCUAUUCAGGCACAUACGAGAUUGAUCUAUCCAAAGUAACGCCGCUUUUGGCGAUCUAUCCUUCGCCGGAUGACGUGGUUCCUGUGACAGAGAAGGAAGGCAUGCAUUUAGAUGGAUGCUUUAUUGGCGCAUGCACAACAACCGAAGAAGACUUGAUUCUUGCAGCUCUUGUUUUAGAUGUUGGUCUGCGGCGAAAUUUGCCGUUGGCCCCUGGCAAGCGUCAUGUGGCUCCUGGGUCAAUUCCUAUCCGAUCGCGGCUCGAAGCGUUGGGCUUUUUGGAUACGUUUAAAGAAGCUGGCUUCUCAAUUGGAGUACCAGGAUGUAGCUAUUGUGUCGGUAUGGGAGCUGAUCAAGCUGGCGAAGGUGAGGUAUGGAUUUCGUCGCAGAAUCGAAAUUUCCAGAACCGAAUGGGAAAGGGCUCCAUUGGCAACCUCUCUUCCGCGGCCACAGUUGCCGCGUCAUCUUUCGAGAUGAAAGUCACUGAUCCGUCGUCCUUUCUGUCGGAGAUUGAAGCGAGUUAUUUCAAUGCGAUAAAAAGCCACCCGAAGAGGAGCAGGCCUGCCAACCUUGUCCAUCAGAUAACGGACAUUGCCUAUGUGGAACCAAAUUAUGAUUCAUCCACGGCAGAUAUCAAAGUCAAGAGCACCACAAGUCCCCAAGGAGAUAGAGGCUCUGCCAAUGGAUCCAACGCCACAAAAUCCCCAAUCAAAGAAAAGGUCAUCAGGCUGGGCGAUUUUGUUGACACGGACGCGAUUGCACCAGCGGACUGUCUUGUGACGGCCACGACGGAUGAGGCUUUAGGCGAUCAUUGCAUGAAGUACGUGAUGCCCGAAUUUCGACAGAAGGUCCGGGGCGGACAAAAGGUUCUCGUUGCAGGCAAGGCUUUGGGGGUUGGUUCCUCGCGUGAAGCAGCGGUGAGAGCCUUGAAAGGUCUCGGGGUUCAAUGCGUUAUUGCUCGUUCCUUUGCGUUUAUCUUCAACCGCAAUCUCCCAAACUUAGGAAUCCUUCGAUUCACAAUUGAUGACGAUAAUUUUUAUGAACUGGCCGUUGAUGGAGCUGAAAUCCAAAUCAGCUUGGAUGAACGGCAGAUUCAAAUUGGUGGAUCGACGUUCUACUUUCAACUCUCUGACAUGGAAUUGGCUCUUAUUGAGAACCAGGGCAUGACAAAUGCCUACCAAAAGUUUGGAAGUGAUAUUUUCCAGUCCCUGGCUAGCGGAGGAAAGGUUCUCCAUAAAGCGACCUCCAGAUUGACUGGUGCGGAACCGGAAGUCCCCGCGGCAUUGAGAGAUUUGCAGUGGUAG